AGAGGAGGAGGAAGAGGAGGAGGAAGAGGAGGAGGAAGAGGAGGAGGAAGAGGAGGAGGAAGAGGAAGAGCUGCGCCACAGGCGGGGGCGGAUGGGAACGCCCCCCCGCAGGAUGGCGGAGGGCUGGGCCGAGUGCCCGGCGCUGGGGCCGGGCUGGCAGCGCCGCGAAGCUUUUCGGAAAUCCGGAGCCACCAGCGGCCGCAGCGACACCUACUACAGGAGCCCCACAGGGCAGAAGUUCCGCAGUAAGAUCGAGCUGCGGCGGUUCCUGGGCCCCGGGCACGACCUGAGCAACUUCGACUUCAAAUCGGGGCUGGAGCGGCCUGGCCCCACGCGGCCCAGGAAGAGCCCGAAAUGGCACCAGCCCGCCGGGCCCCUCCCGGAGCCCCCCAAAAUCUUCAAAAAGGAGGAGGAGGAAGAGGAGGUGGAGGUGGAGGUGGAGGUGGGCGGGGCCGAGACCGAGAAGGCCCCGCCCUCACCAGUCCAGGCCCCGCCCAUCGCCGUCCAGACCACGCCCCCUGCUCUCCAGGACACGCCUCCUCUGAUCGAUGCCACGCCCCCUUCGGCCGUGGCCACGCCCCCACCGGAGCCCCCCCACCGCAGGACCCGGAAGCGGCCGCCCCUGGAGCCCACCCAGGAUGGGGUGGUGGCGCUUUGUGCCGGCUGCCAGAGCCUCUUCCCGGGGGUGUCACUGCCCCCCCAGCGCCGCUGCCGCUGGCUCUGCCCCGAGUGCCGUGCCCAGAGACGAGACUUCAACCGGGAGCAGCGAUUCUACAAGCGGGUGGGCUGCGGCACGUGCCAGGCCUGUCGCAUCCCUGAGGACUGCGGGAUCUGCAGCGCCUGCGCCCGCAACCCCCCCGGGGGCCCCUCCGGGCCCGGCCGGACCCCCAAGUGCCUCCUGCGCCGCUGCCUGCGCAUCGUCAAGAAGGGUCUGGGCUGCGGCUCCUGCUCCGGCUGCCUGAGCACCGAGGACUGCGGCAGCUGCUGCAUCUGCCUGCGGCGCCUGCAGCCCGGCCUCAAGCGCCAGUGGCGCUGCCUGCGGCGCCGCUGCCUGCGCCCCAAGAAAGCCAGGGUGGCCAAGAAGCCGCAGAGCGCCCGACCCCUGACGGAGAAGUGGAAGCCCCUGGUGGAGCGGGAGCCCGGCGACGCCUCCAGCGCCAGGCACAGAAAGCCGCUGACCAAGGGCAAGGAGAAGAAGAAGCCGGGGCGACCCCCGAAGGCCCCCGGGCCCCGCGGGCGGGGGGCGCGGAGCCGGGCCAGCCGGCGCUGCGGGGCGUGCACAGCCUGCCGGCGCCUGGCCGACUGCGGCCGCUGCGACUUCUGCCGGGACAAGCCCAAAUUCGGGGGGCAGAACCUCAAGCGCCAGAAGUGCCGCUGGAGGCAGUGCCUGCGCUGUGCCAUGGAGAAGCAGGAGCCGCUGGGGGGGGCUGAGAACAGCCCCGGGCCCAUCCCGGGCCCCCCCCUGCGCCUCUGCCCCAUCAAGGAGGAGGCAGGACCCCUCCCCCGCCUCGAGGUGAGACCCCCCGGCUGCCUGGGACCCUCCCUGGACCCCUGGGACCCCCCUGUGACCCCCCCUGCCCCCCAGGACCCUCGCCUGGGGCUCCUCAUCGCCUCGGCCCCUCGCCUCAAAGGGGCCCCCCCGGAGCCCAGCGUUGCCCCCCAAAGGCCCUCCCCGGGCGAUUUGGGGGUCCUGAUCGCCGCCACCCCCCGCGUGAAGCAGGAGCAGCCCCAGCCCAGCGCGUCCCUGGUGCCGGUGCCCCCCCAGCCCCCCCCUGCCCAGCUGGUGGUGCUGGACGAGAGCGAGGAGGAGGAGGAGGAGGAAGAGGAGGAGGAGGGCGGCAGCCGAGUGCCCUUCCCGCUGCCUCCCGCUCCACAGCUCUGGCCCGGCUCCUUCCUGGAGGAACUGGCCGAGAUCCCCCUCCCGGCUCACUGGGGCGUGGUGGGGGCUGACGGUGGUCCCGGGCCGUGCCCUGCGCGGGGUCUGCGGCUGGUUCAGCGCUGUCCCCGCUCCUCCAUGGCCGCGGCCGCCGUGCUGCUCAACCCGGGCUUGGCUUUCCGCGUCCUGGUGGCCCGCGGCCGCCCGGUGCCCCCCGGGCACGAGGUGCUGGCCCGGCGACCCCCCCUGCGCUCCGUGCUGGACCUGGUGGAGCUGCUCUGUGAUCUCGAGGCCUACGGGCCCUGCCCGGGACCCCCGGGACCCCCGGCCCGGCCCCCCGCCCCCCGAUGCCACGUCCUGGUGAGGGGGGGGCGCUGCUGCCGGCCCUGCCAGAUGCUGGGGGGGGAGGGGCAUUGAGGGAGGGAGGGGGGAGGAUUUUGGGGUGGGGGGAGCAAA
This is a messenger RNA of Taeniopygia guttata (zebra finch), 2332 nucleotides long. RefSeq names its product methyl-CpG-binding domain protein 1. NCBI's taxonomy places the organism in Eukaryota, Metazoa, Chordata, Aves, Passeriformes, Estrildidae. The record is from RefSeq and is a predicted model, not a curated record. Gene Ontology annotation, biological process: negative regulation of transcription by RNA polymerase II; DNA methylation-dependent constitutive heterochromatin formation. Gene Ontology annotation, cellular component: nucleus. Gene Ontology annotation, molecular function: methyl-CpG binding; zinc ion binding.